UACAUUUGUCACAACAUAUAAGAAGAGAACAAAAACACUAGAAAGACCCUCUGAAAAUAAAACUAUAAAAUCGCGAGAAAAAAAAAUCCAAGUAAAACGAUUAAAAUAUCGGCAAAUAAGAUUGAAUCGAAAAUAUAGAGAACGCUACGGUAUAACGUGGGAUAAAGAAAAAAUGUGUUUUUGUCGAAAAAAAUAGAUAGUCGAGUUCGAUCGGGCACAAUGAGAUAUUGUUUCGGAAUGAUUAUUUUGAUUUUGUUGAAUGAAUUGUACGAAAUCGUAGCUGUAGAUAUAGAUUGUAGCACAUCGUUGCGGACAGGACAAUACAUGUGCCCCGAUCCAUCAAUAAAUCACAUCGAUGCAAAGACACAGCAACCAAUCGGUUGCACCAAAAAUAAUGUCGCAAAAGUGUGGUGCAUAGCUGCUGACGGUAUUGUUUGUAGCGAAACAAAAAAUGCAUCGUUCAAAGGUGAAAUCCCGUGCCGAUGGACAAAUGGAUACCACUUUGAUACAGCGUUACUGUUAUCGAUAUUCCUAGGAAUGUUUGGUAUCGACAGGUUUUACUUGGGCUAUCCAGCAAUUGGACUGCUCAAGUUUUGUACGUUUGGUUUUAUGUUUCUGGGCCAAUUGGUGGACGUGAUUCUGAUAGCAACGCAAAUGGUUGGACCGGCCGAUGGAUCCGCAUACAUAAUAUCCUAUUACGGACCUGUUUUAUCUGUGAUACGUAGUGAUAAUGCAACAUAUCGUCGACCUCAAAGCGAUUGGUGAGAAUAAUACCCCAUCAACGCACAACACACUAACCAUAGGCAAUUUGGAUCCACGGCGACGAUAUAUUGUGCGAACACGAACAAUUCAAUUCAACUCUCAUGCUUUGUUUGACUGUACCUGCCCGCCUCAAUUGUGUGCGGUCAAUCUUUCCAAAAUGUAAUUUAAACAAAACAAAAAAAUAAUAGGCUUAGGAGAUGGUCCUUCUGAUUGAGACACAUUGAGCUGAAACCAAUGUAAAGCUGAAUUUAAACACACAAAAAAUGCAGAUAAUAAAGUUUUUAACUUUUUAGUUGUAGAGAGAAAUCAAAUAAACGAGUUUCAUUACA
This is a messenger RNA of Sitodiplosis mosellana (orange wheat blossom midge), 1091 nucleotides long. RefSeq names its product TM2 domain-containing protein CG10795 (gene bisc). The record is from RefSeq and is a predicted model, not a curated record. NCBI's taxonomy places the organism in Eukaryota, Metazoa, Arthropoda, Insecta, Diptera, Cecidomyiidae. The transcript has 3 exons. Bases 220 to 765 code for a protein of 181 amino acids.